AUGGAACCAGAGCCGUCCACUUCCGCUCUCCUUGAGGCUAUCACAGCCCUCACCGCCACAGUUGGGUCCUUGCAGGCCCAAAUCACUUCUCAAGGCCAACAGCUCAUCGAGCUCAAAGCCAUAUGCAAGGAAACCGCGGACCUCCUCGGGGACAAAGAUCAGGGAGCCCCCCAAGCCCAGCCUGGCCCAUCGACUGGGCCUGUCACUCCUCCCACCCACUUGGGAGGAGAAGCCCACACUCCAGGCACGGUUAGGCCUGGACUCAAGGCCCCUUUCCGGCCUUCAAGGGGAACAGGUUUCGAUUCGGAAGACGAGGAAGAACCAAGGCGACCUAAAAAGGAGCCUCAAGGAACGCCUGCAAGGCAUUUAGGGUCCCUCACCCCCUUUGAUGCGGGGUCUAGGGACAAAAGGCCACCCAAUGGCUUGACAGACAGAAUGAUGCUCUGGGUUGCCCUCCACCGCGACCAAUUCGACGAAGAAGAACAGAUGGUCGUCUGGAUCCUCUACCACAUGGAGGACAAAGCAGCAGACUGGGCGCUCCCCAUCAUUGGAGCUAUCAUUAAGGGUGAGGGGAAUCCCCCCACCACCAUCCAGGCCUUGACAGGCAAAUUCAAGGAGGCCUUUGCCGACCCCAACGCCAAGCGGGCUGCCGCCAGGAAGAUUGCGGCGCUCUCCCAAACUACCACCACCUCCAAAUACGUCACGGAGUUCCGUAAUCUUAUGGCGGAACUCGACUGGAACAAGGAGGCCUACAUCGCGCAAUUCACGCGGGGCCUCCACUGGAAGGUUAAGGAAUUGCUGUCAACCAAGGACAGCGUCCCUGACGAACUCGAGGCAAUUUUCGCGGCCUCAAUAAAGAUUGACAACAUCCGCUGCGAAAAUGAGGAGAAUCGGCCAAAGAAGGCUCCCGCCAAGUCCCCGGCCACUGCGGCUACUACUUCCACUACAACCACUCAACGGGUCCGCCUCUCAGAGGACCCUAAUUACGUCACACCGGAAGAAAGGGACCGUCGCCGCGCAUCUGGCCUCUGUGUCAAGUGCGGCCAAAAGGGGCAUGGUAUCAAACAGUGUCCCAACGGCUGGAAGGCUACCGUCAAGGAAGUAGCUAAGCCCCUGGCCUCGAAAUUAGAUGUACAUGUAUCAGAUUUGGAUUUUGAAUUUGUUUCUCUAGCUCUGGACUCAAAUAAAAAACCUUUAUUAUAUCUUGAUCUGGUCUUGCAUAACCACCCGACGGAACCUCUCAAAACCCUGAUAGACUCUGGCGCAACAUCCAACUUCAUAUCACCCGCCAUAGUUGAAAAAUACAAAAUCCCAAAAACCCAACUCGAAAAUCCACGAGUUGUGAGAAUGUUAGAUGGUACCAUUUCCCAGACUGGUCGCAUAUGGCACCAGGUUCAACUCGCGGUCUCGGCCAAUGGCCAUUUCCACCACAUUCCUUUUCUUGUUUGCCCAAUAGGCAACACACCGGCAAUACUUGGCAUGACAUGGUUAACGGCAGAAGCUCCUCUCAUCGACUGGCAACAGGGGCUAAUCACAUUCCCUGAACAAGUUCAAAUUGCCUCCGAGGAAGAAGCAGACCCAAACCCCUUAGCAGACCUCCCUCCUCAAUACCAUGAGUUUGCUAAGGUCUUUGGCGAAGAAGAGUUUAAGGCCCUCCCUCCACAUAGGGAGUAUGACAUCUCCAUAGACCUUAUCCCAGAUGCCAAACUCGCUGAAAAACACAUUGAUGAGGAAUUGGCAACGGGCAAGAUCCGCCCUAGCACUUCCUCCGCAGGCGCCCCGGUUAUGUUUGUCAAAAAGGCAGAUGGAUCCCUUAGAUUGGUGGUUGAUUACAGGAAGCUGAAUGAUGUCACCCAUAAAAACGUCUACCCACUCCCCAGACAGGACGACCUCAUGGCCAAGUUAAGGCAUGCCAAGAUAUUCACCAAGUUGGACUUACGCUGGGGCUACAACAACGUACGCAUCAAGGAAGGAGACGAAUGGAAAACGGCCUUUAGAACCAAAUACGGCCUCUUUGAAUACCUAGUCAUGCCCUUCGGCCUCACCAACGCCCCUGCAGCGUUCCAACACUUCAUGAACGACCUAUUCCGGGAUCUGAUUGACGUUACCGUGGUAAUAUACCUAGAUGAUAUCCUCAUUUUCUCAGAAGAUCCAGAGGACCACCCGGCUCAUGUCAGAGAAGUGUUGUCACGACUUAUGAAGAACCAGCUUUUCUGCAAGCUAUCAAAGUGUCACUUCCACGUCACGACGGUCGAUUACCUUGGGAUUGUUAUAUCCCCAUCAGGCUUUUCCAUGGACCAGAGGAAGGUAGAGGCAGUCACGUCAUGGCCUCAGCCCAGAACGGUCAAACAAGUCCAGGCAUUCUUAGGCUUUGUCAAUUAUCUCCAACGGUUUAUUCCCAACUUCAGCUCUGUCGCACGACCCUUGCACAACCUCACCAAAAAGGAAACCCCUUGGUCAUGGGGAGACCUAGAGGAAGCAGCCUUCCAAGAGUUAAAAACCCUAGUUACCCAGUCCCCGGUUCUGAUCCACUCCAACCCCAAGCUUCCCUAUUACCUGGAAACGGACGCGUUGGGAGUAGCUAUGGGUGCCAUCUUAAGCCAAAGAGGCCCAGAUAAUUGGUUACAUCCCAUUGCCUAUAUGUCCAAGUCAUUUUUGGGAGCGGAAGCUAAUUACGACACCCACGAUAAAGAGCUCCUGGCUAUCAUUAAGGCAUUGGAGGAAUGGAGGAUAUUCUUGGAGGCAACGGACAAACCGGUACAAGUGUUCACGGACCAUCGGAAUCUAGAAUACUGGAUGCAGGCACGAACAUUCAACAGAAGGCAUGCGCGAUGGCGUAUUUUCCUGAGCAACUUCAACUUUGAAAUCCACUAUCGCCCCGGGAAACAAUCAGGAAAGCCAGACGCGUUAUCCAGGAGAUCAGAUUACGUAGACGCUCCCCCAGACCCAGAAGUCAUGCUGCCAUCAGAGGUCUUUGCCAACACAUCAGAAGCGGAACUCAAGAUUUUCCUGACAGAAGACGCAGACAACGCACCCCCGUCAAUCAGGAAAGCAUAUAGGGAUUAUGAUUGGGAAGAGGACCUACUGUGGUACCGUGGAAAAUUAGUGGUCCCAGAUUUGGAAAUCUUGAAGGAACGCUUGCUUAGAGAAUUCCAUGACUCACCCCUGGCUGGGCACCCUGGACAACAACGUACCCUGGAACUAAGUCGUAACUACUGGUGGCCAGGUAUGAAGUCCUCUGCCAAAGAAUGGGUAGAAUGCUGUCCAACAUGUCAGGCUAAUCGUCGAGCCCACGCCCCGGUCAUUGCCCUUAAACCCUUGGACGUUCCCCCUUACCCGUUUCACACCAUCUCCUAUGAUUUCAUCACAGGGUUUCCCAAGUCAAACGGCCACGACGCAAUCCUGGUAGUCAUUGACUCCUUCUCAAAGUUUGGGCAUUUUAUCCCAACUACCAAGAAAGUCACAUCCAAAGGCCUAGCGGAUUUAUUCAUCUCACAGGUGGGAACUACGUUCACGGGAAAAUUCCUAAGGGCACUUUACCAACGCCUUGGGGUAAAACCGUCCUUCUCAUCAGCCUACCACCCAGAGUCAGACGGCCAGACAGAAAGGGUAAACCAGUUCAUUGAGUUCUACCUAAGGUCGUAUGUUGCAGCAGACCACUCGGACUGGGCCUCCUGGCUACCAUUAGCAGAGUACGCCUAUAACAAUGCAAAACACUCCGCCACCGGGAAAACCCCCUUUGAGUUAGUAUACGGUUGA
This is a messenger RNA of Rhizoctonia solani, 3759 nucleotides long. RefSeq names its product Retrotransposable element Tf2 protein. Gene Ontology annotation, biological process: DNA integration. Lineage: Eukaryota; Fungi; Basidiomycota; Agaricomycetes; Cantharellales; Ceratobasidiaceae. The transcript is spliced from 6 exons. Gene Ontology annotation, molecular function: zinc ion binding; nucleic acid binding. The coding region runs from base 1 to 3759 and encodes 1252 amino acids. The record is from RefSeq and is a predicted model, not a curated record.